Paramisgurnus dabryanus is the source of this 2076-nucleotide messenger RNA. The record is from RefSeq and is a predicted model, not a curated record. Lineage: Eukaryota; Metazoa; Chordata; Actinopteri; Cypriniformes; Cobitidae.
GGCGUCUGUGCGUAAGAUGCCAUGGGAUGACGUGAAGGAGGAGCUCAAGUCGAGCCAUAACUUUGUACCCCUCUGUCUUCAACACUUGAAGUGAAUAUAAAUUUAGCCGAUGUGUUUAAAUCAGCUGGUUUAAAUGGAUAUCUGAAGUGCCAGGCUGACGUUUCGUUCACUUCCCGGACAGCUGAUCGACUGGAUCAGGAAAAAUGCAAAGCGGCUUGUCGUUUUCUGACAGUGAUGUUUCGUUCACCCCUCUGGUGGUCCUUGAGCUGGCUGAUGACACGAAAACAGAGGCCAUCACUUGGUUUCUAAACAGAAUCAGAGACAAACAACAAAAUGGAGGAGCGGAGUUGUUGGUGGAGCAACUGAUACUUCCAGUUCAAGAUGGUCAGAAGCCCAACCCGAACAUCAUGUUGGUGGGAUCCACAUUACAAAGGCUCUUAGUUGGAGCUGAAGAGGUAGGGAUGUUUAAAGAGUUUCAAGAUGGGACAAUGCGAGGAUUCACCUAUGCCAACAGAGAAAGCUUCAAAGACUUUGAAGGAGAUGGCGAUGGGUUUCUCAGUGUUGCGGAGUGUCAGUAUAUUGUCAAACAUGAGCUGGAGACGUUAAGGGCUAAGAAUGAAGAUAAUGUUCCAGGAUAUCCCAAACUUAAACUCUAUCCAGGAAAAUCAGUUGUACGGCGACUGCAGUCCAAAGGUAUCCUAGUGCAGUAUUUUCCUCUCCAUCAGAAAGACGAUCUCAAGAAACUCUCUUUCUCUUGGUACAAACGGAUCAAACUGACCUUCCAGCCAUUGGAUGAGGUCAGAUCUUACUUCGGCGAGGGACUGGCGCUCUACUUUGGGUUUCUGGAGUAUUUUACAAUUGCCUUGGUUCCCAUGGCUCUAAUCGGUAUUCCAUACUACCUCUUUGACUGGGAGGACUAUGACAAGUAUGUGCUGUUCGCUGUCUUUAACCUGGUGUGGUCUACGGUUUUCCUGGAAGUGUGGAAGAGAUACAGCGCUACGUUAGCGUACAGAUGGGGUACGCUGAGCCGCAGGAAAGCCUUUGAAGAACCGAGGCCUGGAUUUCACGGAGAACUGGGGUUUAAUCCAGUCACAGGACGAGAAGAACCGGUCUACCCUAGCUCCAGGCGGCAGUUAAGGAUUUACCUUGUCUCACUUCCUUUCGUAUUGCUGUGCUUGUAUCUGUCCUUUUACGUGAUGAUGGUCUACUUUAUGAUGGAGCACUGGGCCAUAAGUAUAUACAAUGACAAUCCAAACUUUGCAACCAGCAUCCUGCUGUUCGUUCCCAGUAUCAUCUACGCUGUGGUUAUCGAGAUCAUGAACUUACUUUAUCGCUAUGCAGCAGAGUUUCUCACACACUGGGAAAACCACAGACUUGAGUCUUCAUUUCAGAAUCAUCUUGUUCUCAAGGUUUUGGUGUUUAACUUCGUAAACUGCUUUGCCUCUCUAUUCUAUAUUGCCUUCGUAAUGCAAAACAUGGAGCUUCUGAGACACAGCUUGGCCACCCUGCUCAUCACCUCUCAAAUUCUUAACCAAAUAAUGGAGGCCUUCCUGCCCUACUGGCUGCAGAGGAGGAGGAACAAGAAGGCCCAUAAGAGAAUGAGGAGGCUAAUGGGUGACAAAGAGCUCCCUCUGCUGGAACAAGUUCAGCUAGAAACUGACAUGAACACAUAUCUGGGCACUUUUGACGACUACCUCGAGCAGUUCCUGCUGUUCGGCUAUGUGAGUCUUUUCUCCUGUGUGUACCCGCUGGCUGCUGUGCUGGUGGUACUGAACAACAUCACCGAGGUUUAUUCUGAUGCCUUCAAAAUGUGCCACGUCUUCAAGCGUCCCUUUUCAGUGCCAGCCGCAGAUAUCGGGGUGUGGCAGCUGGCGUUUGAGACCAUGAGUAUUAUUGCUGUGGUGACCAACUGUGCCUUAAUCGGUUUGUCCCCGAAUGUGAAAGCAUACUUCACCGAAUCAGAGACUCAGCUCAUCCUCAUCAUUGUGGCUGUCGAGGUAAUGCAGUAUAUUCUCUCUUACACAAUUGUCAUGACACAUGGUUGCAAUGCCCUGACAAGUUCAUUAGGUGGCAUCA